Messenger RNA from Tigriopus californicus, 1051 nucleotides. RefSeq lists its product as uncharacterized. The transcript is spliced from 2 exons. Lineage: Eukaryota; Metazoa; Arthropoda; Copepoda; Harpacticoida; Harpacticidae. The record is from RefSeq and is a predicted model, not a curated record. Gene Ontology annotation, molecular function: protein binding. The coding region runs from base 145 to 741 and encodes 198 amino acids.
UCAGCCGCCUAUCCAUAUCCGUAUUGAGUCUCAAUAAUCGAGCUGUCAAGCUUGCCGUAGUUCAUCUCCACACCUUGUGAAACACACCUUGAAUACGGUCAAGUUCGCGCCCAACACUGCUCAACUUUAUUCACCAUCUCCAAGAUGUUCACCACAGACGUGCAUUGCAAAGCGAGCUGGCGACAUGACGCUAGCCCACGUGGCCAGCAUCAAAUCGAGAUCCGACGCUUCCCUUUGCCUCGCGAGGCUUGUUCCCUUUUAAGUCGUCUCCGAGAGGAGUUGAUGGUGGUUUUUCCCCAGCUUCGAAACCACGCGUUUCAGAUCUGUUGGACCGAUUCCGAUGGGGACAAUAUUGUUAUUGGCGCGGAUAGAGAGUUGGCCAUUGCAUUUAGUGAGAGAGAUGGCCACGUGUUCAAGAUCAUUGUGGAGACCAAGAUGAACACGGAGAGCCCGACUCAUGCGACUCAAGUGCAGAAUCAAAAUGAAAGAAAGGCUCUCAAAAGAAGAGCGUUCGACUCGGAACAACGGAUGGACAAUCCGGAACAAAGGAUGGACUAUCUGGGUCAAAGAAUGGACAAUCUGGAGCACAGAAUGGACAAUCUGGAGCAAAGAAUGGACAAUCUGGAGCAAGAAAUAAAAAAUCUCAGGAGGUUAGUCGAGGAUCUCAAAGCUACGGUCGAAGGUAUUCAAGCAGCCUUGGCGGGUUUAAAUCCUAGCCCUUCGCCUGUUGUUGGAGGAUGAGAUGGGCAGGAAGAAAACCCACCCGAACCUUCAGCUGAAAAACCACCCCAACCUCGAGUUGACACUCCAAUCUUAAGAGCCUUCUUACGGCAACCGUGUAUCGACAAAAAGUAGAUUUCUAAUAUCUACCUGAAGAUUGGUUGAAUUAUUUGAGACAUCAAAUACUUAAUCGCAUCUGACAUUCUAAUUGCCACUCAAGAUCGUUCUUAAGGUCGGUGGCAAUAACGAAACCACUCAGUGCCAUCAUCAACCCAACCGAUUUAUUCACAACUAAAUUGUAAAUGAAGUACAUUAAAAGAUUUUGAUUGGA